AUGGACGAACCCGGUCAGGGACAAGCAGGAAAUGGCGGUGGGCAAGCAAGUCAGAAUAAUCAAGGGGCCACGACAACUUCGACACAAUUCGAAGCGGCCACAGCUGCAGUGACUUCAGCAACUGCGACUUCUACUGCAACCGUAUCUUCGUCAUCAUCCGGCGGGAACCAGACUAUCAUAAUUGGAGCUGUCAUUGGAGGACUGGGUGCUCUUGUGCUGCUGUGUCUGUUGGCAUUAUUUUGCAUCCAGAAAAGAAAGAAGCGAUUGGCAGUAAAGAAGGAGGGCGCUGAGCGAGUGACAUAUACGGGACUUAACUCGGCCUUCGCUGGUGUCCCAUUUCGGAAUUCCCAGCACAGCAGCCUUGCUCCAAAACCAUUACUUCUAUCGAGUUCGAAGAUGGAGUAUCCCGGUGCCCCUAGUCCAGGACAACAGACGAGUGAGACGGAAAGGUUUUUGUACAGCUCCAAUCGAGAGUCUGACACACCACAGCACUCGCCCCAACAAUCACCACAUUCACCCUCACAUCCAUACUCAACUGCACAUUCGCGCACACGCUCACCCACUCACUCGCGAACACAUUCUCGGACACACUCGCGUGCAGAAAGCAAUACAUCUCCUUUGACUUUAAACGAUCCUAGCGAAGCACAUGUACUUCCCGACCACGUACCGUUCAGCCCAGAAGAACUCGAGCCGCCGAUGUUCCCGACGCCACAACCGCGAGAUACGAUGGGCUUUCCCGUUGAUUCUGCAGCAGUUCUCGAGGAGAUCAGGCUACAGACUAUGACACCAGUUCUCCUCUCACCAAAGCCGAGACAUCCAUUAGUGCAUCAGGAUUCAUUGGAGCGAGUGGUUAGAGAUGGUAUGCUGUCUCCUAGCCCCGCGCCGAGCAACUCAGCACCUGGACGAUUAAGAGUCAUCAGCAUGGAUUAUCCUCGAGAAAGUCCAGUCCUGGGUUUACAAAAUCCAGUCAUUAUACAGAAUCCCGCUAUCACGUCCUUGGGUGGGGGACUGGGAAGGAACGAAAGUCAACGGACGGUUUCCUCAAUAAGUACUAUGGGGCCUAUCAUUGGAGACGACGCAUUGGAAAGUCUGGGCAUCGGAGCAAUGCCACAACCGCUGAGGCUACGGCAAACAUGA
Messenger RNA from Cadophora gregata, 1137 nucleotides. RefSeq lists its product as uncharacterized. The transcript has a single exon. The record is from RefSeq and is a predicted model, not a curated record. Bases 1 to 1137 code for a protein of 378 amino acids. NCBI's taxonomy places the organism in Eukaryota, Fungi, Ascomycota, Leotiomycetes, Helotiales, Ploettnerulaceae.